CCACGGCCUCCUCUAUCCACACCCUUCCUCAUCAUCACUCCUUGAUGCCAUCAGCAUCCGACCCGCCAGAGGACGGGGGCAUCUCCCUCAGUCUCGACGAUGACGCGCAGCAUCGCAAGCCCGACAUCACAGACUACGCUGAUCUCAACCUCGACGACGAGAAGGGCGACGAAGCUGUCGCCAAGAUACCAACAAAUGAGGCCGACGUCGACAACGCUGAGCCUGCGACUGGAGACAUAUCCGGCGCAGAGUGGUCAACAACAAUCACUCCCGCAGACGAACAGCAGCAGCCUGACUUCAGCGCUACAAGACAUCGCCGCAUCGACUCACUGCCCCCUCAGCGAUUUGAAGAGGAGACGGUUCAGUGGUCUCGCCGACCGAGUGCGAUGGAUGCAGGCUCACACCGUAUCGACGAGUCAGCAGAGGACAUGGGCAAUGACUCGCAUACCUCUGAAUUUGAGCGUGCCGGUCUUGACUUUGUUGACAUCAAUCUGGGCGGAGAUCGCAGAGGCGCCGAUGGAGCCAGGAGUCCUGGGCUGAAUGCCGUGUACGGCCCAGGAGGAGCGCCCUCGUCCAAAUCUCGGACCAGUCUGGAGAUACGUACAGAUUCAAUCAGUAGCGAGUUCAAGGGACCCACGUCUUCCGAGACGCCAUCGUCAUCCACUACUUCGUCGAAGCUGGCAUUUUGGAAGAGAAAGGGUACGCAGGAGUCCGCAGCCAUAGCGAGUCCCGUCGGUCCUACCGAGCAGCCAACGGCUGAGGUCACGAUGCUCGUGGCUAAUGACGAAGGCGAUAUACAUCGCGCCGCUUCGCCUGCUGAGCAGCAAGCGCAAGAAACUGAGGCGUCGCCUUCUCAGGAGGGUCAGCUUCAUCCGCCAGAGCCCAAGGCCACGACCAACGACUCGCAGGUUGCGCUCGAUGUCAAGGAUCAUGAGCGAGCGGGACAAGAAGCUGCAGUCAAAGUUGAACAAGGCCGGGCUUCAAACUCCUCAACAUCACAGGCGGCGGCCGUCAGCGCUGGCCGAUCCGCGGGACCGUCGGGAUACAGCGAAGCAGACGCUGAAGCUGCGCAGUCAGAUGUCAGACCAGAGUCGUCCGCAGAAGCUGCGGCUCGUGCAGCAGCCGCUGGUAUGGCAUCGGCAGGUGGACGCUCAGCAGGUCCUGCCGUUCCCACUUUGAGCGUCUCAUCAGGCACAGCCCCUACUCUAGCCAUCUCAACCUCGGCCGCAGCAAAGUCAGGAGGUCGGUCUUCCGGCCCAUUUACCUCCCCUUCAUCCGCAGCAGCCGGUCCCUCCUCCCCACCAUCCUCAUCACACGUUCGCAAACCCUCAGGCGGCCCCUCUGCCCUGGAGCGCUACAUGUCUCGCACGCGUCAGGCCACCCUCCCGCCCAAGACCCGCAAAGAGGACCAACGUCAUCUGCAGGACUUUGAGUCAAUGAUGAAGAGCUUCCAAGCUCUUGAGGCGAAGCGACUUAAGGAGGACCAGGACAGACAGAGAAGGCGUGAAGAGGAGCUUGCUGCUGCUACGAAGGUGUGGGAGAGCGAGAUCCUACGCGGGGAUUGGAGGGCAGCGAGAGUCAAGGGGAGCAGGUUGAGACUUGUUUGGUGGAAGGGUUGCCCGCCGAGUCUGAGAGGAAGAGCGUGGCUGCUCGCGAUUGGGAAUGUCAGAAUGCUACCACGCAACCUGGCGACUACCACAAAAGCCAGAGUAAAGGAGAUGAAGGCGAGAGAGGGGGCUUGGCCGCCGAGGAAUGUACUGAACGAACAGGAUACCGAUGCGGAGGAGGCGAUGGAGGAGGAUAUUGAGAGGACCCUGCCUAGCCUCAAGCUCUUCCAACGGGACGGUGGAGUGCUGUACGACGACCUCAAGGAAACACUGGAGUGCCUCGUGUUGCUUCGCGCAGAGCAGGCAGCCGAAAUCCAUCAGGAGCGACAAAGACGUCCAGAAGGUGUACGGGUACGCCCUCCAGCUGCAACAGCCGCCACCUCAUCCGCUUCCUCAUCGACACCGCGCCCGAACCUCUACGAGCCCGGCCUAUCUCCUCUCGCUGCCCUUUUGCUGCUCAACCUCUCACCAAGCGAGACCCUCUUGUCUCUACUCAACCUCCUAGCCACCCGCCCAUGGCUGCGCUCCCUCUACUCAAUGGACCCUACGCACCUCGCCCAAUCCUCUGCAUUCGAACGAGUCCUCAACACCCUCCUCUCCGACCAGCUCCCCAAAGUUUAUGCGAAUCUACAACACUGCGGUGUGGACCCCUCGCAGUACGCUCGCAGCUGGGUUAAGACUAUGUUCAUCCCCUUGCUGCCGCUGGAGACGGUCUGUAGGCUGUGGGACCAAAUUUUGCUCGAGGAGGCGGAGGAUGAGAUCGACUCCAUGGUCUUCCGAGCCUGCUUGGCCCUCGUUGGGUUGUUGAGCUCUCGACUUCAUACCGGCGAGGCGAAAGAACUGCAGAGCAUUCUGACUGGUCGGAAUCGAGCCGCUUUGAGCGUAUGGUACAGGUUCGUCGGGCAGACGGCGCAGCUAGGAAGUGGUGGGCCGGCUUUGGCCGCAGCGCAGGGGGCUUCGGGGCAGGCAGCCGCUUCGGCGCAGGCAGUCGCCAGCUUGCCGCCAGACUCGCCUUUGAAGAGGAGGGAGAGUGAAGCAGGUGGUAGUGGGCCCGGCCAGGCGGAGAUGCGGGCAUUGUCCUCGUCAAGUUCUGCCGGAGCGAACGGAUCAGCGAUUGCCGAGGAGUCCGAAGACGAGAGCGAAGAGAGCGAGGACAAGGCAAAAGCGAAUGGGCAAGAAGAGCCAAGCACACCAGCCUCAGCAAGCAACGGUGUAUCCCCACCUCAGCCGUCUGACCCCGACCCCUCUUCGAUCGAAGCCCCACUCUCCUGGGUGCCGCGCGACUCCCUCUUCAGCAUCUACGCCAUCGUGGAGACGAACCUAUUUCGCGCUCUAGAGGAACAAGUUGGGGAUGACCUAUCUAGCAGCGAUGCUAGCCUCGCGGGCGGUGACGCCGGUAGUAAGGGUUCGGCUACACCGCCGGCUUCAGCAGGGGUGGGUGUCUCAGCUGGUGGUGGGGGCCAGUGGAGCAGGGGCGAUGGGUGGUGGAGAGAUAGUACAUUGAAGAGGCUUGUAGAGCGAGAGCUGGGUGGAUGAGAGUGUGCGGCUGCCAAAAGAGGACCGAUUGAAUCGAAGAAGAAAGAAUCCAGAUACCUAUAGCAGAGCUGGCCCACGUAGCUGAGACUGCCGCAUCGCCCUGGCAGAAGUCGUACGCUACGCAGGCUGAAGAGAUGACGAUGGAAUAGGCAUGACCUCAAUCCGCCGAUGAGGCCGAUCGACUUCGACUGUCAUGUGUGCAUCUCGUGACAGCUCGCCAAGCUCAGCGUCCGGGAGAUCUCCGGCGAGAUGCG
Molecule: messenger RNA, 3397 nt
Organism: Jaminaea rosea
Lineage: Eukaryota; Fungi; Basidiomycota; Exobasidiomycetes; Microstromatales
Exons: 1
Coding region: 45-3143 (1032 amino acids)
Source: RefSeq, a predicted model, not a curated record